Molecule: messenger RNA, 1036 nt
Organism: Paramecium pentaurelia
Lineage: Eukaryota; Ciliophora; Oligohymenophorea; Peniculida; Parameciidae
Source: the annotation of a GenBank genome assembly
AUGCUGAUACUUUCACUAAAAAAAAAUACUUUUUUUUAUCCAAUAGUAAUUCUAGAUAAAGACUUACUCAAGAAAAAAAGAGGCUUGUUGGGUUGGACUCAAAGAAUAGUUUCUCCUAUAUUUAAAAGUAAAAUUUUUAAAUAUUAAUUAAUUAGAUUUCUAUGAUUUAAAGUUUUGCUUUAUUUUAGAAAUUCUCAUAAUGCUUAUCAAACAGAUCAGUUCAUAUAUAAAUUUGAUAGAUGAUAAGAAUUUGACAACAUUCUCUUAAGUUGGACCAAAUAAUAACAAUUAGAUUGCAAGCAAUUCACCAUAAAUAAAAUACUUGACUUUAAAUAGAGAUUAUCCUACUGCCACUCAGAACAAUAAAAUUAGUUUAGAGAAAGGUAAUCACAUUUCAUUUGAAUUAAUUCUGCAAGGUACUUGGUAAAAGGGAUUAAUAAAAUUUUAAUUUGGAGCAGAAAUAAUUUUAUUUUAAUAUUAAACUCCUACCUCAUUUGAAAACUUCUCAAUCAUUUGUGAUUCUUACUAAGCAGAAAUUAAAACAAUUAAUUUUAUUUUACAACAAUCAGAUUCGAAAAUAAUAAAAUUUACAAUGUCAAAUGACGGAAUGGAUAGGUUUCAAUUAGAAAUUUAUUAAUAUCAAAAAUUAAAUACCAUUAUUUAUGCACUCAAUGUACUUAGUGUUUUUAUGGAAUACAUUUGGAUGGCAUUUGGAAUGAAUGUCCUAUAUAUACAGUAUUUAUACCGGAAUUGGAUGCUCAUUAUAUUGCAAUUUUAAUCGACAUUUUUUUAAAUAUCUCCGUAAAUAAAUUUUUAUCUAAUCAAAAAAGGUCGGCAAUUAUUCCUUUCGGAUUAAGCAAUCGUUGAAGAGUAGGUUAAAAUGGAACUUAUAUCAGAUACAUAUAAUACAAAUCAGUUACCCAUUCUAAUGUAGUAUAUUGGGAGAUCUGAUCUCUUAGGGGUCUUAAAAAAUAAUUAAGGAACUACAAGAUUGAUAAAUGAAGUAAAAAAUAACAUUGGAACCUAUUUAAUUUGA